Physella acuta is the source of this 1683-nucleotide messenger RNA. RefSeq names its product leucine-rich repeat-containing protein 57. Gene Ontology annotation, molecular function: protein binding. The record is from RefSeq and is a predicted model, not a curated record. Gene Ontology annotation, cellular component: cytoplasm. Lineage: Eukaryota; Metazoa; Mollusca; Gastropoda; Physidae.
AAUGUAAAUAAAUACAAAAAAUCAACCAGAAGAUAAGGGCAGUGCUAUGAAUUUAAAUAGUUAAAUGUUUAGUAAUUAGUAGGCCUUCCUUUCUUCAAAAAUUUGAAUAAUUGAGCUAUAAAACCCCAGAUUUUGAAUUAAUAAUAGGCUAAUUAUUAGGCUAAUUGUAGGCCUAAAUUUAUAGAAUAUUUUGACUAAUCAUCUUCAAAGAGCAGAAUCUGAUGCCAAACUAUUAAAUGUCAAACAAUUACACUAAAAACGAGUAUUUGUACUUUACAAGCUAAAUUUGCAGUUAAUUUGAAAUUGCCUGAUCAUUUAUUGAUGAAGUCAAGAUUUAUGAUCAUAAGCAGUAAGCAGCAGGAAAAAAAAAUUCACUAACUUAAAAAACAUGGCAACAGAAAUACGAUAGAGGCAACAGUCUACACAGCACCAUUUGUAAAAGCAUUUUUGCUAAUCCAGUGGAGUAAUGGUAUAAAGGUCAAUAUUUUGUGAUACUUACUUCAAAUUCAAAGCUGAAAUUAGGUAAAGCCUUCCAAAAAAAAAAAAUUCUCUUGAACUGAACCAAAGCUGAGAAAUAAAAUAUCAACUAUUUUAAAAAUACUCCAGUCAUUCUGCAACUUAGAGAAGAUACAAUAUGAUGAAUAAGCAUUUUCAAUCAAAAGGAAAUUUCAGUGGUAGCUCUAGAAGCAGUGUUCAAGAGACUGAUAGUCUGAGGAGAAUAAUGGGAAAUUCUAAUCUAAAACAGCAUAUUGAGACUGCACAAAAGACAGGUGCUUGUCAACUUCGACAUCUUAAUUUAAAAGAGGUUCCAGAGGAGCUCCAAAGGUUGUCAAAAAAUUUAAGAACAGUUGAUUUGUCAGACAACAAAAUUUCAGUCUUACCUCCUUGGUUUGUUACUUUUGCAAGCUUGAAGAACUUGACGAUUAGUAAUAGCAAAUUAGUUUCCUUACCAGAAGAUUUUGGCCAGCUAAAGAAACUGGAAGUUAUUAACCUGAGCAACAACUCGCUGACCAAACUUCCCAAAUCCUUUUCAAAUCUGACCAACCUCAAAACCCUGACAUUAUCUGGCAACAGCUUUAAAACCUUCCCCACUGAGAUUCUGGUCUUGCAGCAGCUGGAUGUUGUUGAUCUGUCUCAGAACUCCAUCACACAACUCCCAGCUGACAUGUCAGGACUGCAAGCUGUAGAACUCAACUUAAACCAGAAUCAGGUAUCUAAAAUGCCAGCAUCCAUUGCUCAAUGUCCACGAUUGAAAGUUCUUAGGUUGGAAGAAAAUUGUCUGGAAAUAACUGCAUUUACAGCGGAUAUAAUGAAACAUUCUAAAAUUAGCUUGUUUGCUGUUGAAGGGAAUAUGUUUGACAUGAAAAUGUUUCAUCAGGUGGAUGGAUAUGAUGAGUACAUGGAAAGAUUCACAGCAACCAAGAAGAAGAUCAACUAAAUUUGUAAAGGCUUUUAAAAGGACUAUUGUUUCUUGUAAUCAUUUGCACUGCAACUAUGAUUACAAAUUUACUUUUGUAAAUAUUCAAGAGAGACAAGACUGAAUAUAACCAGACCAUCACAAAAAAGUAAACAAGUUUUAUAAAACAGUUGUAUAUUAAAAAUAUUUUUGCUGUUAAUUCAUCUGAAAUAUAAAGUCUUACAUGAGUAAAAUUUAUCAAAACCCAUAUUAUAGCUUACACAUUU